Sapajus apella (tufted capuchin) is the source of this 823-nucleotide messenger RNA. RefSeq names its product adenine phosphoribosyltransferase (gene APRT). Gene Ontology annotation, biological process: AMP salvage; adenine salvage. Gene Ontology annotation, molecular function: adenine binding; adenine phosphoribosyltransferase activity; AMP binding. The record is from RefSeq and is a predicted model, not a curated record. Bases 46 to 588 code for a protein of 180 amino acids. Gene Ontology annotation, cellular component: cytoplasm. NCBI's taxonomy places the organism in Eukaryota, Metazoa, Chordata, Mammalia, Primates, Cebidae. The transcript is spliced from 5 exons.
CAGCGCACGCGCGCUCCCUCCCCCGCCGGCGCGGAGCACGCGGGAAUGGCGGACCCCGAGCUGCAGCUGGUGGCGCGGCGGAUCCGCAGCUUCCCCGACUUCCCCACCCCGGGCGUGGUGUUCAGGGACAUCUCGCCCGUCCUGAAGGACCCCGCCUCCUUCCGCGCCGCCAUCGGCCUCCUGGCGCGACACCUGAGGGCGACCCACGGGGGCCGCAUCGACUACAUCGCAGGUCUAGACUCCCGAGGCUUCCUGUUUGGCCCCUCCCUGGCCCAGGAGCUUGGCCUGGGCUGUGUGCUCAUCCGAAAGCGAGGGAAGCUGCCAGGCCCCACUGUGUGGGCCUCCUAUACGCUGGAAUACGGAAAGGCUGAGCUGGAAAUCCAGAAAGACGCCCUGGAGCCAGGACAGAGGGUGGUCGUCGUGGAUGAUCUGCUGGCCACUGGUGGAACCAUGCACGCUGCCUGUGAGCUGCUGGGCCGCCUGCAGGCCCAGGUCCUGGAGUGCGUGAGCCUGGUGGAGCUGACCUCGCUCAAAGGCAGGGAGAAGCUGGCACCCAUCCCCUUCUUUUCCCUCCUGCAAUACGAGUGACCUCGGGGCCUCCCAGCCCAGCCUCUCCAGCCGGAGCCCAGCCAUGCUUCAGCCUUGGGCUAUGGAGAUGACCUGCAGUCACCAGGGACCCCAGCUGCCCACGGGAACACAUUCCUUAGCUCUGGUUCAGCACCUCUCCUGGGGCUGGAAGUGCCAAAGCCUGGGGCAAAGAUCAACCACCCUGGGCCCAAUCGCACACACAGGGAGAACACAAGUAAAGAGUUUUGCCACGCGA